This is a messenger RNA of Fonsecaea nubica, 2316 nucleotides long. RefSeq lists its product as hypothetical. The transcript has a single exon. NCBI's taxonomy places the organism in Eukaryota, Fungi, Ascomycota, Eurotiomycetes, Chaetothyriales, Herpotrichiellaceae. The record is from RefSeq and is a predicted model, not a curated record. The coding region runs from base 1 to 2316 and encodes 771 amino acids.
AUGACGACGACCUCGACCCCAGUAUCGAAGCAUAGUCCUGACGAGCAUCGAGAAGACUAUUUCUCAGCCGCUGUCUCCAAGCAAUCUCAUUCUGAUGACGCACAAUGGGAGAGCCUCCUGGACCGUGGGCUGGCAUACGGUAUCAAAACCCGAGAUCAGUUGCGCUUCGAGGCAGACGUGGGCCAUACGUCGUUCGUUGGCGAUCGUCUAGUCGACAAGGCCUCCCAUCGUCACGACAUAGAGCUUUGGGAGAUCUUGUUGAUUGCCCAAGCUCUACAAAACGGCCAUGAUGGAAUCAAGGCUAUAUGGAGAGGAAUGAAAUUCCGUGGAGAGGCCUUCCGGUUCGAAGGAGAUGACCCCCGUGUCGAAGCUCUGUGGAAGACUUUUCUCUCUGCAGGGUCGGAGGACCAUCAUUUUCUCUGGUCAAUCUGCAAGGAAGCCAAGCAUUUGAAGUACAAACGUCCAAAGUUGUUUGCAGAGAUUGUUGGAGCUGCCUUGGAAGGGUCGGGCCCCCUGGAAGCCUAUCAAUUCGCAUCCUUCAUCGGCCAGAAACAUUAUAAGGGGAGUGAUGAUCUCCUGGCAGUCUUCUUUGCUGCCUGUCGCUCGAAGGAAGGCAAUGCCCUAAAAGGCUUCUGCAGUGUCUACGAUGUGGUUCCCAAGACUCGGAUCUAUUCAGAGGUUACUUCUCAUCUAUGGAGUCAAAACCGGUCAUCUGAUGCCUUCAUGAUGCAUUCUUUUUUGAUCGCAAGGAGAGACCUGCCACCGCGUUUCGAGCUGCUUGAACCCUACAUCAACUACUUAGCUCUGCACAACGAAAGUCUCGAAAAUUUUCUCUUGCCGCUGAACCAGGCUGGUGCUUCUUUCGAAGCCCAGGCGAGACGUCUAUGGUCAAUCGGCAGAAGUAGAAUCACGGGUGUGCCUGCAGAUUCCCUCAAUAUCGUGGCAAGCAAGACUAUGGGAUCAGCACCGACAAAACUCAGCGAUCAGUUUGUUGCACGAGCCUUUGCCACUCGGGCAUUUUCUUUCGAUUUUGCAGUCAAUAGUCUGAGGAUGAUUGGACUUAUUGAGGUCGGGCCGCUGGCGGUUCGGCAAAUGACCCUGGCUGCACCGGAUCUCUCUACCUUACAAGCUCGCUUCCAGAAACUCCGCGACCUCGAAAUUGACACUGGAUCGUCUGUUUUUGUUCGGCUAAUUAGAGAUGUCUGUGAUGCAGGGCAUUGGGAAAUGGUCCGAGCGCUCGUGGACAAUGAUUUACAUCACGAAGUAUUUGAGGAUACCGAGCUACAGAAGCGGCUUUUGACCGAGUAUUACCGGACAAAAGACUGGGGACAACUAAAUCGUACGCUCAUCAUUCUCAACGAGGGACACUUUGACAACUACUCUCGUAGUCGAUCCACCAACUUCUUGUUGAGAGCAAUGAUGGAAGUGGGCGACUGGAAGAGCGUUGUAAAUUAUGUGUCGACUUUACAAGAGCACGGUUUACAUAUCUCUUCUUCCUUUCCUGAAUUUGUCGUGUCUCUCUUCCGAAGCACUAAACAACUCGCUGAUGGUGGCGGUCGAGGAGAUGUGGACAAAGUUGGAUUUCUGAUAGGAUUGAUGCAGAAUGUCCUUGCUUCGGGAACAAACUUCAAGAUCAAGCUCUGGCGGGCGCCGAUAAAGGCACUCGGUCGCCAAGGACGACUGAAAGAGCUGGAGUUACUCGCCUACUGGAUAUCGGAGUGGUACCGCAGUGGAGGACUUAACGGACAAGUUCUUCAAGUCCCGAUGUCCGGCUCAGGGACGAAUCUGAACAUCCUUUUCGACGACAAGUUCCAAAAGUCGCUCAUGUCAUGGUGUUUCAGACCUCGCAAAGGAAUGGGUGCCGUUUCCCCUGAACGUUGUCUUAGGUGGACCCGCGUGCUCAAGAGGCUUCGGGACGUCUACGGUGUGGAAGUCAAGGAAUACGUCAUCCGAUGGGAGUUUAUUCACCGCUUACGACGGCUUUUCGCUGUGGGAAUGCGUCUCAAGGCACCAAAUGCGUGGAUGCGUUCGAGAAACCGCGCCUCGCUCACACGAUUUUGGGCUCUAUAUGACAAGAUGUGGGACAUGAAACCAGCUGGUCAGGUCAAGUACGAUGAUCGAAUUGAAGCCAGCCUCUACCACCGCAAGCUAAGCCCUCUCAGGAGGAGGCGUUUGAUAAGCCACUGGGCGACAAGGCGGACUGAACGAGCCUUGGGCCGGGGACAACAGAUUGGUCACGGCCAGAACAAGAGGCAAGAGGGUAUUGUUGUGUACAGAGAUCUCUUUAAUGCGUCAUGGGAGGACUAUAGACGGUGA